Osmerus eperlanus (European smelt) is the source of this 3208-nucleotide messenger RNA. It is a transcript of the gene tmem121ab, whose product is annotated as transmembrane protein 121Ab. Lineage: Eukaryota; Metazoa; Chordata; Actinopteri; Osmeriformes; Osmeridae. The transcript has 2 exons. Bases 1329 to 2273 code for a protein of 314 amino acids. The record is from RefSeq and is a predicted model, not a curated record.
CGUCACCCCCAGGGAAGGAGCAUCUGAUUCCCUCGCCUCUUCACGGGUGUAUCUAACCGUCAUUUACCACUGGCGAUUCCGCAGGAAACUGUUGCUCUAAUAAAAAGGGAGAGAGGCAAAGGGAAAGGGCAGGGGUGUGCGGAACAGACGGUCUCCCUACCCUACAUAAGCAAAUUGACUAUAAAUCCAAUCCCCUGGUGCGCGGGCGGGAGAGAGAGAGAGAGUCAACCAGUUAGAGAGGCAGAGAAGAGAGAGGCCAUAUCCGGGAAAGAAGCAAAUAGGAAAGAAACGCCAAUUAGACCGGCAAUAGCGGCCCGUAACCGUAGAGCGAUAUAGGCAAGGCAUAACACGUCGGUUUUACAACUCGCAAAUUCGCGGGUUCCUCUCCUGGCUUUUACAUAUGCAGGUUGCUGAAAUGGAUUUCCUUUAACGUAAUUUACGGCUAAAUCAAUCGGACUGGGUUUUAGCCACAUCUGUGUGCCUCUCGGCGGAUUAAAAGCUGUUUCCAGAGCCGGCCGAGGAAUAGGGAAAUUCCGCUCCCUGGACACCAACUAAUCAUAGAGGCUGUGAUUUGGCUGGCACGUGACAAAGGGGGGAGAGGAUGCACCUGUGGGCCAGUGUAAGAGACUCCCCCCAGGGAAGCUGUCGUUGGACGCAGGGCCCCACGGGCCGUUGACCCACUGUCUCUGUGAUUUAUGGCUGCUGGGGAUCUGGCCUCUUCUUUCUCAUUCACACAAACACACAUACACACCACUGCACUAUAGUAAAAGGAGCCACACACACACUGCACCACAGUAAAGAGCUGAACACAUACACUGAACCACAGUGCCCAGUCCUAAUCUGCAGUGUGAUUCCUGGCACACACUGAGCUUUAACCUCCACACACAUAAACACACACUUGCGUUACAUUGCUGUUCCCCACAAGGCCACCGACACACAAGAACUAACCUGUGUGACCCAUACCCUUCACACAGCCCUCACCACAAGCCUCCUGUGUGAGCCUCCUCUUCCCUGGCUUAAUGUGGAUUAGCACCCCAUCUCAGUCAUGGCACAUCAGCCCUCAUACUGGUUGCUGCUUAGUGGAUGAGCAGAAUCAAUGGAACUGCGCUGAGUAAUGAGGGAAUGUUCCUGCAUUCGCAUGGCCUGAAACGGAUCACCUGUCAGCACAGACCAUUUCAAAGAACUAAAUGACUCAUGCUCUUCUGCAAACACUUUGAGUUGCGGUACCAAACAUUUUUACCUGACACAAGUGUGUCCCUUUCCUAAACUGCUCUUUUCAACUUCCCAACGCUGUGGACUGAGAGAUAGAGACAGCUGGGGCCCUCGCCAUGGUGUUGCCGCCCCCGGACAAACGUCACGUGUGUCUCACCACCAUUGUCAUCAUGACCAGCAUGGCCUUUAUGGACGCCUACCUGGUGGAGCAGAACCAGGGCCCCAGGAAGAUCGGCGUGUGUAUCAUUGUGCUGGUAGGAGAUGUGUGUUUCCUCAUUGUGCUGCGCUAUGUGGCUGUGUGGGUGGGCGCUGAGGUGCGAACCGCCCGCCGAGGCUAUGCCAUGAUCCUCUGGUUCCUCUACAUAUUUGUCUUGGAGAUCAAGCUCUACUUCGUCUUCCAGAACUGCAAAGCGGACAGGAAAAGUCUCGAGACAGUAGCCCGGAAGGCUCUCACCUUGCUGCUGUCUGUAUGCGUGCCAGGUCUCUACCUAGUCCUGGUUGCUCUGGACAGCAUGGAGUAUGUGAGAACGUUCCGGAAGAAGGAGGACAUGCGGGGCAGGUUGUUCUGGGUAGCUCUGGACUUACUGGACCUGCUUGACAUCCAGGCCAACCUGUGGGAGCCCCAGCGGACGGGCCUGCCCAUCUGGGCAGAGGGCCUUAUGUUCUUCUACUGCUACAUCCUGCUGCUCAUCUUGCCCUGUGUGUCCCUCAGUGAGAUUAGCAUGCAGGGCGAGCAUGUGUCGCCACAGAAGAUGAUGCUAUACCCUGUCCUCAGUUUAGUCACCAUAAAUGUGGUCACCAUCCUCAUUCGCGGUGUCAACAUGGUGCUUUUCCAGGACAGCCGUGUUUCCACCAUCUUUGUUGGUAAGAACGUGGUGGCUAUUGCCACCAAGGUCUCGACGUUCCUGGAGUACCGUAAGCAGGUAAAGGAGUUUCCUCAUCCUCAGAAUGCCAUGGCACUGGAGCUGCAGCAAAACUCGAUAAGCCACACGCAACCGCUGCCCAACGCCACAAGCUUGCCCCACGAACCCUCGCCUGCCCAGGACAUCAUCGACACAUAACCGCCCGCACUGGAUUCACCAGGUACACACCACGGCAGUGGCUGAGUUACUGAGCCCUCAGAUUCAAUUUCGAAUGUUUGUAACAGGAUGGUUUUCUGCUCCUGUCAGGAGAACGUAAACUGUGGAAAUACCAGUGGAAUAUUUCCAGCCUAGCCUGUUUCUGGAUGGUUACACUCCCCUUUAUUCUGAGUAAAACGAUAGGAUGUUUUUAUUGUACUGCAUUUUUUUUAAGUAACAGAAAUUAUCUUUACAUUCGGUGACCUUUAUUGUGUAAAUUGGACAAUACGUUCCUUCAAAUAUUUUGGAAACAACUUUUCUUUUGAAAUCAACUGAGAGUACCUCUCACCUUGAACAGAAAAUGUAUUUGAAGUGGUAGACCAGGAGGGGAUUGUCAUGAAAAUCAAUCAUUAGGGUUUAUUUGUGUUAAAGUGUGUAAAAGGUGGCGAAAAAUAUUAGAAUUCAGCCUCUGCUUGGUUCGGCUGAGAAUGGAUCUGGAGCUUGCGACCUCUAUCAGUGUAACACUUUACAACCAACAGGACGCAUCAGAGCUCUACAAUCUACUCUAGAAGUCUGAGCGUGUGUGCGUGUUUGUGUGUGUAUUUCAAAUUGUAUUUGUACUUGUGUUGACAAAUGCAAUUAGUAAAAGAGUGCAAGAGAGGUUAAUUUGUGUUGAUGUCAGUACAGAUGGGAAUUUUAAUUUUAAUUUUCUGUUACUGUACAUUCCUCCACAACUAAGCCUUGAAUUCAGAGAAUGCAGAAAAGUGCAGACAUUGCCUCAAUGAUGAACAAUAAAAGGAUACAUGUACAAUCCAAUUGAGGGAGAACAAUUUCUAAUUAAAGCUUUGUUCAUAUUAUUAUUAUUAUUGGUGUUAUUAUUAUGUACAUUAUUAUCUUACUUGUAUGUUUGAGGCCAGUGAUGUUUUAAUAAAUGUAUU